Molecule: messenger RNA, 426 nt
Organism: Malassezia vespertilionis
Lineage: Eukaryota; Fungi; Basidiomycota; Malasseziomycetes; Malasseziales; Malasseziaceae
Gene: SEC11
Product: signal peptidase I
Exons: 3
Coding region: 1-426 (141 amino acids)
Cellular component (GO): membrane; signal peptidase complex
Molecular function (GO): serine-type endopeptidase activity
Source: RefSeq, a predicted model, not a curated record
AUGCUAACGCAACUGUUCGGCCCUACGUGGCGCCGCCAGCUCUGGCAGCUGGUGUACAUGCUGAACAUGGUUGCAUUUGCGCUUGUGUGCUGGAAAGGAUACUCUCUAGUGGUGGAUACCGAGACGCCCGUUGUCGUCGUGCUGAGCGGGAGUAUGGAGCCUGGCUAUUACCGUGGCGAUAUCUUAUUUCUUGCGAGCUAUCCUCGGCCAUACAAGGUCGGCGAUGUGACUGUGUACAGCGUUGAAAACGGAAAGAUUCCGAUUGUACAUCGCGUGAUUGAGACGCACUCCGACCAGGUAGUGGGUCGCGUUGUGGGGUAUAUCCCGUACGUGGGGUACGUGACACUGGUCAUGAACGACUUUCCCAUUGUAAAGUACAUUGUGCUGGGGCUUGUCGGUAUCUCGAUGCUCUAUGAACGCGAAUAG